Molecule: messenger RNA, 1107 nt
Organism: Nipponia nippon (crested ibis)
Lineage: Eukaryota; Metazoa; Chordata; Aves; Pelecaniformes; Threskiornithidae
Source: RefSeq, a predicted model, not a curated record
CCCAAGAUGCAGGCAGACUCCCUUCUUCACAGCGGCUACUUCCACCCUGUGCUACGCUCCUGGCAGUGUACGGCAACCACCUUUGAUGCCUCCAACCUCAUCUACCCCAUUUUUGUCACUGACAGCCCUGAUGCAGUGGAGCUGAUCCCCAGCCUCCCUGGACAAGCCAGGUACGGAGUCAACAAGCUGGAGGGGAUGCUGCAUCCCCUCGUCGAAGAUGGUCUGAAGUGUGUGCUCAUCUUCGGGGUGCCCAGCAAGGUCCACAAGGAUGAGAGAGGCUCUGCAGCUGAUGCAGAGGACACACCUGCCAUCCAGGCGAUCAAGAAGAUCCGCUCCACCUUCCCAGAGCUGCUCAUAGCCUGUGACGUCUGCUUGUGCCCUUACACCUCCCACGGGCACUGCGGCAUCCUGCGUGAAGAUGGCACCAUCCAGAACGAGAUCAGCUGCCAGCGGCUGGCAGAAGUGGCGCUGGCCUAUGCCAAAGCGGGCUGCCACAUCGUUGCCCCCUCCGAUAUGAUGGAUGGGCGUGUCGCAGCCAUAAAGGCAGCGCUGAUCUCCAAUGACUUGGGCAACAAGGUCUCGGUCAUGAGCUACAGUGCCAAGUUUGCUUCGUGCUUCUACGGUCCCUUCAGGGACGCUGCGCUAUCCAAACCUGCCUUCGGAGACAGGCGAUGCUACCAGCUGCCCCCAGGUGCCAGGGGCCUGGCGAUGCGCGCCGUGGACCGGGACGUGCGUGAGGGAGCGGACAUGCUGAUGGUGAAGCCGGGGAUGCCCUACCUGGACCUCGUGAGGGACGUCAAGGCUCGACACCCCACGCACCCGCUGGCCGUGUACCACGUCUCGGGGGAGUUCGCCAUGCUGUGGCACGGAGCCCAGGCCGGGGCCUUCAGCCUGGAGGCUGCCGUCAGGGAGGCGCUGACGGCCUUCAGGCGCGCAGACCCCAGAGGGGGCCUGAGCCCCCCCGCGGGGGCCACCGACACCAGCGGGUGCGACCUGGACACCGGGCCGGUGCCCGCACCUGGCACAACUGGUGUGGGCCGCACUCGGUACCGACGCCUUCAGCAGAGCACCCGCCUCGCCACCCUGUUUGUUCCAGGCUUCCCUUAG